ACAUCAGCAACAACAAGGGUCGCAGCGGCGGACGCCAGCAAAUGUCAACAACUUGCCAUACCAGCCCAGCGGAGUACGUAGGCGCAGCCAGCUGUCAGAGCCAGGCGGUGAUGAUUAUCUCCUAUGUGGACCCUAAAGGUGAGCUGCACGUGUCGCCAGCCAACAGCCCACUGACACCACCGGUGACGGCUGCUGGCGUGUUCCGCCGAGGAUCGGGGUCGAAUAACGGCGUGCAGCAUAUGGCCAGAAGCGGCGUGAAUCCGUCAGCGAUGCCCCAGCCGGCCCGGUACCACGGCACGAACCAGCCGCAUUCGCCGUAUUAUGCACACGGAUCUGCAUCAUCGCCCAUGUUCAAUUACCGCGGAGUCACUGCACCAGCGACACGGACCGCAUACGCGACCACGUCGCAUGGAUCGCGGUAUUCGGCAGGUGAAGCCAGCGCCAGCGCAACAGUCGGACCGGCAUUUCUGGGUAGCGACCCAAAUGCUCCUCGCCAGCACUACCCUGCAGGCCAUGCCCGGCCUGGGGUACGUGGCAUGUUUGAGCCGGUGGUGACUGCGGCGCCGACUAGCGGAGCGUGGUCGCCUGCCCAGGUUCCGGUGACUACACGGCCAAUGUCAGCCACAACGCCGUCUAGACGGACGUCGAUAUCGCCAGUACUCACUGCGCUGCAGCCAGCAGGCUACCACAUUGCCAAUCUACCCGACGAUGGUGAUUCAGGAUUCGUCUGAUUCAUCAGAGAACGAGUUUGGCGGGCCGCGGGUUGUGCGAGUAUCGUUCCCGAGACUCAACGACGCAGCUGGUGUUCCCAAUAUUAACACUGCUGUUAGUCGUGGAGUGCGGCCAGCAUCUGACGUGGUGGCGACGCCGUUGUCUGGUGGUCAAUGUGUCGCCCAGUGCGCUCGAUGUAUCGGCGUCUCCGAGUUCAGUCAGCGAGUCCGCGCGCAGCAUUGCAUCGCCACACACUGCC
Messenger RNA from Linderina pennispora, 970 nucleotides. RefSeq lists its product as uncharacterized. NCBI's taxonomy places the organism in Eukaryota, Fungi, Kickxellomycota, Kickxellomycetes, Kickxellales, Kickxellaceae. The transcript has a single exon. The coding region runs from base 42 to 731 and encodes 229 amino acids. The record is from RefSeq and is a predicted model, not a curated record.